Molecule: messenger RNA, 891 nt
Organism: Aspergillus wentii DTO 134E9
Lineage: Eukaryota; Fungi; Ascomycota; Eurotiomycetes; Eurotiales; Aspergillaceae
Exons: 4
Coding region: 1-891 (296 amino acids)
Source: RefSeq, a predicted model, not a curated record
AUGUCCUCCCUCUUGGCAUCCCUCUCCUACACCUCCUCCCUCCUCCACAUGCCCAUCAUACCCAAUCACCUCAGAGUCGCAUUGUUAAACUACAAAUGGUCCUCUACGGGUGGACCUGACUUUGUAGUUGAACAGUGCAUUCUAUGGUUUAGAGAUAUAUCAAGUGAAUUUGCAUCCAUGAUGGCUACUGUACUUUCCUUGAUCUGCCAGAAAAAACGUAUGCAUGUGCUGCUGGAUAUUGCACGACAUGUUGGAAAUUAUAUACUGAGUAGCCUUGAGAUGGUGAAAGACAUUGCCAUACCUGUCUCCUCGAGUGAAAUCCAUGAAGCAAAACAGCAGCGUACAAACAUACAAAGGCAGAGCAAGUUCAGGUUCUGGAGCCAUCAAUCGAGUCAGACCAUAUUUCAAAGAUCGCAGAGCCUGGGCAUUGUGUUCUCACGUUGUCUGAGAGUAGUUGCUGCACUCCUGCAGAUGGUGAAUGCUACUCAGAGUCAGCAGCGACCGAAGAACCGAUCCGACUGUUGGGCCAUUGGCACCAGGACAUGCAGAAAGAGAUUCGAGUCCUGUGGUCGUGUCGAGAUGGCCAGGGCAGUGAGAUGCAGGAAAUCAGAAUAUAGAAAUUGUGACUCGGGGCGUUUAAUAACAGCGGACAGCGUGUUGGCGGGCGAGGUGGGGAUAGACAGUGUUGAUGCUUGGGGAGAAUCUCCUGCAACACCAUUGCGACCAUCUUUCGAGGAGCAAAUCAGAAAGUUGCAGUUGCAGCUAUCGCAGAUAGGCUUUUUUCAAAUCGCAUCUUUUUCGCCUGCUUUACAAGCGAUGCAGCCUGGACUGGCACCUUCUAUGGGCGAGCCGAGGCUGGAGAUAGGCCCAACCCGUAUAGAAAAAGAAUAG